Procambarus clarkii (red swamp crayfish) is the source of this 1374-nucleotide messenger RNA. The record is from RefSeq and is a predicted model, not a curated record. Lineage: Eukaryota; Metazoa; Arthropoda; Malacostraca; Decapoda; Cambaridae.
AGGGUGUACAGCGCUCCGCUCCGUACCUGGACCAGCUGAGCUCAACAGCUUCUGGUGAUACGACCAUUACUGGUAGUUAAUAAACGUCAACGCGUUUCUUCCCCCUCACGCUCGCGGGCUAUUGACUCGUUGGUAACAAUGAGGAUGAGAUACAGCCUAACCUCAGAAACUUAUGGCGACAAUUUAAAGUUUUAUUUUACUAAUAGGGAGAAAACCAAUUUGGUAAAGUAAUGAUCAAGUGUUAAGUAGAAUAAUUAAUUAACGUGAUUUAGCAUCCAAGCACUGAUGAUAAUCAUUCUCAGCUUAUUACCUGGUGUUGUAUUUGUCUAUUGUAUUCAGUAAACAGACUGUUGUAGUUACGUAGUCAAGAAUAGACCUGUUUACGCGUGAGUAAUAGUGAUCUGUGAAACAAUUGAUCAACUCUACAGGAACCCUUGAGAGCGAGUGAUAUUGACCUUUAAUUAGAUAUCAAAACUGGAAGUUUGGAUCUUAGGAAAUUUCUCCUACUUAAGGUGGUGCGGCGAGUGAAUGGUCAGUCCUGUUGAAAGUGGCUGGUCAGUAAGGACUCUGAGUCUGACCUUAAAUAGUAAAAACCCCGAUUCUGACCCCAGUGACGACCCCCUCUCUGACCCCCUAAGCAGUGCCGACCCCUUCUCUGACCCCCGAAGCAGUGACGACCCCUUCUCUGACCCCCUAAGCAGUGUCGACCCCCUCUCUGACCCCCAAAGCAGUGACGACCCCCUCUCUGACCCCAGAUCAGGUUGACCUAACGCAGAGAGAGAGAGAGACGGGUCAGUGGCGGGAGGCAGACAGUGCUUUAUAGUGUCCAUCAUCGGAAAAUCCUUUGAUCGUAAAAAAAAGUGGAGCAAAACGACUGUUGGUGUUGGCAUCAUGUAUGCCCUUCUGUUGGGACUCUUCCUCGCCACCACUACACCAGGUUGGUGCUCGUGGGUGGCGGGUCCGGUCUUCGUGGAGUCUCCCGCCAACGUGACGGUGAGCGAGGGCGCCCACGCCUUCCUCCCCUGCCGGGUGGCCAACCUCGGCGACAGAUCCGUGACGUGGAUGAGACGACGAAACCUGCACAUCAUCACGGCGGGACUCCUCACCUACUCUCCCGACGACCGCUACAGAGUGCUCCACCCGGGGAACACGGACGAGUGGACGCUACACAUCAAGUACGCCCAGCCAGGGGACGGUGGCUGGUACGAGUGUCAGGUCAACUCUGACCCCAAGAUCACCAGGCCUGUCCUCCUCAUUGUCAAGGGUCAGUAUCUCACUCUGGUUGGUGGCCUCACUCAUUACAAGAAUAUGGACGACCCGUUUUACCAGCUGGAGGCCUCUAACAAUGGUGAGUAUUUUACCCCUGUGUCCUAG